ACCUGAAACUUCUCCAGCGAACCAACAACUUUCUGCAACACUUGUUCCAAUGCGUCGAAUUGAAUGGCAUUUUCCGAAGUAGCUUCUUUUUCAUUAUUCUGUAUCAUAACUCUUUAAUUAGUCAAAUAAACCAAGUGUUAUGAUUCGAAACAUUCCCUCUAGAUUUUGCUUUGGUGGACUUUACCUCUGUACAACCAAAAAGUAAGUUACUUCACGAUCUAUAUUGUACCUUUUACGAAACGGAAUGAAGAGCCAGUAAGUACCCUUUUACAUAUCAUAACAUAUUCUAAUGCAAGCAUUCACGAUACUCGUUCAUAAGACGGGGUAGGGUUUCAUAGGGUAGGGCUAAAAAUAGUCACGGGAAACAAAUACCAACAACAGUAACUUUGCAACUCACAGAGACCACGAAUUAACAAUGGCAGAAGAAGAACACCAAAUUGACUUUGAAGGUGGUGAAGCCGGCGCCUCCUUGACCUUCCCUACUCAAUGCUCUGCUUUGCGUAAGAACGGUCACGUUGUUAUUAAGGGCCGCCCUUGCAAGAUUGUGGAAAUGUCCACCUCUAAGACCGGUAAGCACGGUCACGCUAAGGUCAACAUUGUUGCUAUCGACAUCUUCACCGGCCGUAAGUACGAAGAUGUAUCUCCUUCAACCCACAACAUGGAAGUUCCCGUUGUUAAGCGUGAUGACUACCAAUUGGUCCACAUUGAUGAUGGCUUCUUGUCUCUCAUGACUUCUGAUGGCAGUACCAAGGAUGAUGUUCGUAUCCCCGAGGGUGAAAUUGGCCAGCAAAUCGAAGAAGGCUUUGAAGAAGGCAAGGAUUUGAUUAUCUCUGUUGUCUCUGCCAUGGGUGAUGAAAUUCCCCUUAGCGUUCGUGAAGCUCCCAGCUCUUCUUAGAUUGGGGGAAAAGUAUUCUUUACCCAUUAGAUCGUAUAAACACGUCUAAAAAAAUUGGUUUUGCAACAUUUUUGAUUCGUAGUAUUUGAGAAUAGAGUGUAGGCAUUUGUAUAGUCAAUGUUUUAAUCAACUUCCCAAGUAGAAAUAAAUUUAAACACCAUCAUCUGU
Schizosaccharomyces cryophilus OY26 is the source of this 1063-nucleotide messenger RNA. Its product is annotated as translation elongation factor eIF5A. Lineage: Eukaryota; Fungi; Ascomycota; Schizosaccharomycetes; Schizosaccharomycetales; Schizosaccharomycetaceae. Gene Ontology annotation, molecular function: ribosome binding; RNA binding; translation elongation factor activity. Bases 416 to 895 code for a protein of 159 amino acids. Gene Ontology annotation, biological process: positive regulation of translational termination; positive regulation of translational elongation. The record is from RefSeq and is a predicted model, not a curated record. The transcript has a single exon.